Messenger RNA from Silurus meridionalis, 3280 nucleotides. Its product is annotated as ribonuclease inhibitor-like. Lineage: Eukaryota; Metazoa; Chordata; Actinopteri; Siluriformes; Siluridae. The record is from RefSeq and is a predicted model, not a curated record. The coding region runs from base 236 to 2251 and encodes 671 amino acids. The transcript has 7 exons. Gene Ontology annotation, molecular function: protein binding.
AAUCGUGUGCGCGCCUGAGUCGGCGUGUGCGCGCCUGCGCGUGUCCGCCUAUUUGCGCGUGAUAAACCGAAAGUAGAUGUUCGUGUUAUUCAGAAGAAUCCACCGAAAUUCCUAAAGGUCCAAAAGAAAGUGUUUGCUCGAUGAAUAAGACCUUUUGGAAGAACUUUAUCUCAUUGAGUGUGAUUGGUGUGAUUUCCUGCGUUUAUUCUUGAAGGCACAUUAAAGGCCCCUGAAAAUGAGUUCUCCUGAAGACAAUGAAGAUAAAUAUAAGAGAUAUCAGACUGAAAGAUCUGAACCACCUGAACCCAGUGUUUUGUCUAUGAAGAGUGACAUGUCAAUGGGAACACCAAUAAUGCUACAGCAGGAGGAGACAGAAAGUUUUUCUGAUAAAAAGAUCUCAAAGCCACCUGAAUUUAGCUCUCAGUCUAUGAGGAGUGGCCGGUCUAUGGGUGAACCAAUACGGUUUCAGGAAAAAGAAAUAAGUAGAAACAAUCCCUCUGUGGUGCAUGAUGCUGAUUCCCAGGUCCAGCAAACAAGACGGGAAAUUGUUAAAGUGAUGAAGGACAUGGAUCAGCAGAGCAGCACCAAAGAACCAGAUCCAUCAUUGAGGAAAGCAUUUAAAUCCAAUCUGCAGAAGAAAUUUCAGAUGAUCAAUGAAGGAGUACAAAUGAUUGGGAACAGAAGACUUCUAAAUGAAAUUUACACACAACUUUAUAUCACAUAUUGGAUUGGUGAACACAUCAAUAAAGGACAUGAGGUCAGAUGUAUUGAAAAGGCAUACAGGGAAGUAGUAACAGAGGAGUCCAUCAACUGUAAUGAUAUCUUUAAAGCCUUACCUGGAGAUGAGAGGCCUAUCAGAACCCUGCUAACAGAAGGAAUUGCUGGAAUUGGGAAAACAGUGUCUGUGCAGAAGUUUGUUCUGGACUGGACUGAAGGAAAAGCAAAUCAGGAUUUGGACUUCAUUUUUCCAUUUAACUUUAGAGAGUUAAAUUUUCAGAAGAAAAAAUGUUUCAGUUUGUUGGAGCUUCUCCAUUUUUAUUUCCCAGAAACCAAAAACCAAAUCAUGGACUUUUAUCAUUACAGAAUCAUGUUUAUCUUUGAUGGACUGGAUGAGUCUCGCUUUACUUUUGAUUUCCUAAACAGCAAAGUGUUGACUGAUCCCACAGCGUCAGCUUCAUUAGACGUACUGCUAACAAAUCUUAUUAAUGGGAAUCUGCUUCCAUCUGCGUUCCUCUGGAUAACAUCUCGGCCGGCAGCAUCCAGUGAGAUUCCUCCUGUUUGUAUUCACAGAGUAACAGAGGUACGAGGAUUCUCUGACCCUCAGAAAGAUGAGUACUUCAGAAAAAGAAUCAGUGAUCAAGACCUGGCUAAUAAAAUCAUCACACAUCUGAAAUCAUCUCGAAGUCUUUACAUCAUGUGCCACAUGCCAGUCUUCUGUUGGAUUGCAGCGACUGUUCUCGAGGGAAUGUUCAGUGAAGAAGAAACUGGAGAGGUCCCCAAGACCCUGACUCAAAUGUUCACACACUUCCUGAUCUUACAGAUCAAACGUGGAUGCCUGAAGUACAAAAAACAAGAAGUGGAUCCUGGACAGGUUACAGAUAUUGUAGUUAAACUGGGAAAGCUGGCAUUCCAGCAGCUGGAGAAAAGAAACCUGAUCUUCUACGAGGAGGACCUCUUGAAGUGUGGUAUUGAUGUAAGAGAGGCUACAGUGUACUCAGGGGUUUGCACUCAGAUCUUUAUCGAGGAAGUGUCUUCACAUCUGGGAAAGAUGUACAGCUUUGUACAUCUGAGUGUUCAGGAGCAUCUUGCUGCUGUGUUUGUCUUUCUCUCAUGUGUCAAUGGAAAUAUCUCAAAACAAGAAGAUACUAAAAUCUUCGACCUCUCCAGCACAGCAACACUAUUGGACCUUCUAAAGGCAGCAGUAGACAAGGCUUUAAAGAGUAAGACUGGACACCUGGACCUUUUCCUCCGCUUCCUUAUGGGUCUCUCACUGGAGUCCAAUUCAGUUCUCUUACAAGCCCAUCUUACAGAGACAGGACGCAGAUAUCUGAGAAACCAUGCUGCUGCCACAAACAAGGAAAUAACUACAUACAUCAAGGAGAAGAUUGGGAAAAAUCCAUCAGAAUGCAAAUCCAUUAAUCUUUUCCAUUGUCUGAAUGAACUGAAUGAUCAGUCUCUAAUGCAGGAAGUUCAAACUUUUGUGAGUAAAACAGAAAAUAAUUGCCUUCAUGGAGUCCGUCUUUCUGUUUGAAUUUCUUGUUGCUGAACUCAGAUGAGAAGUUGGAUGUGUUUGAUCUACAUAAAUAUGCAGCAUCAGAAUAUUGUUUUAUAAAUCUGUGCCCAGCUGUCUCAUUUUACAGAAAAGCUGUGUAAGUUUUUCUCAUCUACCUCUUAAUCAAAACUCACUAAGAUCAUUCAAACCAUUUAUGAUUCCCCAAAUGUACAUAAUUAUUACUGCAGUAACUCAUGUUUUAAGGUUAAGUUUGAUGCGCCAACCUGCAAAUCAGCACCAAAAUCCGCCAUGAUGUGCACAAUGAACCCUCUGGGGGUCGACAAACGCGCCGGCGCGUUUUGUGUCAUUUUCUCCUCAUAAUGCCAAAUGAACUUAAAUUGCUCCUUUUUUGAUCAUACAGAUAAGAGAAAUACAUCAUUCUAUUCUGUAAAGGGUCUAUUUUUAUUUAUAUAAGUAGACCCUUUAUAUAUUUAUGUCAUCUCUCUUCACAGAGGCAUCGAUAAAACCUCACAGACAUAAUGAAUAUAUAUAUAUAUAUAGAAAGCUCCAAAUGUAAAAUUUUUAACCAAUUAACUUCCGUAUGAAAGUUAGAGGAGGUACAGUUUCUCCGGUAUCACCUCAUUAACCGUCCGUGUGGAAACAAAGCAAAAGUUCGGUGUCAUUAUGAUUUACGUCAUUUAAAACCCCAUAAUUACUUUAAAAUGUUUAGAAGAGUAUUUUUACGAGCUUCCUGUCAUCUGGAAAUGUAAACAGUAAUGUAAAACUUGAACAACUGGCUCAGUGCAAAGAAAUAGAAAUAAUGGGAACCUGUGUUUUUUCUAUGUUCUUUUUUAAUAGUAAUAUAAAAUUUUUAUAGACAUGAACAAGUAAUAGACAUGAACAAGUAAUUUGAAACAUGUCUAUGUUCUUCAUGCUCUACGUUUAGGGCUGUCGUAGUAAUAAUAAACAUGCAUUUGCAUAAUAUUUGUCCAUUAACAUGUUGAAUAUAGUAUUAAAAAGUCUUUUAUUUAAGUAUUAAUUCAAGGUACAUUUAGAAAAAAUAUAAAU